AUGGCGAUGAGGGACCUCAUCACCGGAGGGGCGGCUUGCGCCGUCCCUGGGAGCUCGUCGUCUUCGAAUCCUAUGGGCGCCCUUGCGAACAAAUUGCUCGGAUCGUCCUCUAAGGCCCAGGUAUGGGAUGUUGAUUCUGAAGGAGGGGCGGUGCUUGCGAAUUGUUGGUUGUUAUUAGGGCUGGAUUUAUUAUAUAUAUUUAUCUCUUUAACGAGGCUGAACUCUCGUCUUCGUGGGAGUCGGGUCGUCGUUGGGUCCGAUUAACUGAGUUUGUCGAAGAGUUUUCUCCGGUGUACUCAAUUUUCUCGCUUUUUGGUUGUACUUAUCUCUAUGCCGUUUUACCAGUAAUCUCUGUUGAGUGUUUGCCGUUAUGUCUUGUCUCGACUCUUUUCUCGCAAAGAGAAUACUAAAUUAUACUUUGCUGACCAGUCGGCGUGGUUGUCAUUAGCUCUUUAGAGAUAAAAUAGAGGUUUCUUUUCAGAAAUUGAUCUCCUCCAAUCAAAUCAUGAUGUCCCAACGUCUUCAUCGAAACGUAUUUGAUUUUUUGCUCUUUCGUAAGGCAUAAUGGACGUGUUACUUAUCUCUAAGGCCGUUAGAUUUUAAGAUCAUUUCUCUGGGCACUUCACUGUUAAGUAUACGCAGAUUUUGUCCGGAAAAUUUGUGUCACGUGAGGGAGAUAAGGCAUUUGUUCACAAAAAAGUAUAAUGGCAAACUCAUCGUAAUUACAAAACCAAUACUGCUAACGCCUGGAACCCCACGAACAAGGAAAUUUUUCUUUCUAGUUUUCCUCUGGUCUAGUUGUAUUCCAUGUUCUAAAUUAUUAAGUUCUCUGAUUCCAGUUUUCUGGUGUUGAUUCAAUCACUUUUCCAAUGUUACCUCAAUUAUUAUACAGUCUAAGGUGUUCUAUACAUUGUCCCCUGAAUUUCGCCGAGGCAGCACUUCUUCACGUGAUAAACAUUCUUGUGUGUCUGAAUAGGAGUUGACGGGGCUUCCUGGAACUUCUGUUACGGUUCCUAGCUCAUCACAAGGUUUCAGUCCUGAGGGUCCAUUAUCUAUGAUCCCAGGUUCAGAGUUUGAGAAUCAACAAUAUCGGCAGCCAGGUAGCCAGGUAAACAUUACUAGGUGCUUCUUUGCUGGAACUCACAUGUAUGUAUGAGACUAAUCUUUCCUUGACAGAGUUCGCAAUUUCUUAGUGGUUUCCAUUCUGCUGAGCAUGGAGGCCUUGAAGAAGCUUGGAAUGAAGUACGUCAACCUCCAUUUCUUCCCCCGCCUAUCCAGGGGAGAGAAAGUCAAGCUCAUUUCCAAGAGUUUGAGCAAAUUUAUGACCGUGGGGCAAACUCAAACUUUCAACCUGCUUGGGACGGUAAGGAAAAUAAAAUUACUUUAUGUUUAUUUAAACGUUUAUACCUUCCUUCCCACUGUAAUUCUCUUCUUUCCUAUCAUUUUUAACUGAUAUUUUGAACUGUGGUAUGCACACAUACCGGGAAACCUUGUCAUGUGAUUUCUUGAAGUAUUACAACCUAAGAUAAACUACAGGCAGUUGCAUACUAUAGUCAAGAUCACCAUUUAUAUUUACUUCCUGUUUAUUUUCUUGCAGGGCCUCCACAAAGAGUAUUGUCAAGUUUUCUUCACUCUUUUGUUGAGAGUGGUCGGGCUGGUGUUCCAUUUCGUCCUGCUGCACUCCCUGUCUUAGGAUUGUCCAAGGGAGACAAACAGUGCAUACGUGAUCGUAGUUACAUAAUGGCAAGGCACAUGUUUGCAGACAAAAGUGAAGAAUAUAUCCAUUCACAGGUUCGUCAUUGUCUUUUACUCUUGUACAUAAAGACAGAUGGCUCACACUGGGGUUGUAAAUGAGUCAAGGGCCCUGGUCUUUGCUGUGCUACAGCCCACUUAGGUCACGUUUUUUAAUAGUCAAGCUAAUAUCAUGCCUCAUUUUGGACUCUUUGGAUAUUAAAUCACGGAAUUUUGCUCUGUUUUGUGUAUGGCCUUUUAGUAAUUGAGCUGAAUUUCAGCAAAGCUCUAGAAGUUUAUCUAUACAUUGAGUUAUGCUCACGUAAUAUUUUUGAGCUUUCUUGAGUAAUUAAAUGUGUCCAAAGCAUACAUUUUCACCUAAUUUUUACAUAUUAGUCAAAAUAGCUCUGAAUGAUUAGACAAAACAUAAAAUAGCUCCGAAUGAGCUGCCAGGUUAACACGAAUGAAGCACUAAUCAAUCAUAAAUACAGUGUUCUGUUAAGCUGAAACUCUCCUCAUUUAUACUUGGUGUGUUUGUCAAAUGAUCAUAAUAAUUUUCUUCACUUUAUUUGUUUAACUGAGGAAGUGAGUAGAACCAAAUUCUUGGUUAAUUCAAUCAUGUAUUGUUCAAUGAUCGCACUGAUGCACUUACAACCUUGCAGCCGUUAUUGAUAUAAGCUAGCAGUUAUUUUAGAAAAUUGUUCUCUAUAAUGCUUAUGGGAGGUUCAGUUUUGUCUGGCAUGUAGACCACUUUUAUCUUGUUUUAUUCCGCAGAACCAGUUUUUUCUUUGAUCAAUGAUGGCCCAAAAAUGCUGACGCAGUUGUAGGUAACUCUAAUCAAAUGUUAACUAGUGAUACUAGAGACAGGAGAUAAUUCUCCCCACUAAAUCCUUAUAUUCAUUUUUCGAAUAAAGAAGAAGAAUGCAAGGCAUCAUAAAAUUAUGUCCUGAGGGUAAUAACUAUAGUUUUGGUUUUAUGAUUUCGUUGCUAUUGCUGCACUAUUCUGAUAGCAUUUCUUAGAGGAACAUAUAUCGUUGCAAAUUCCAUUCGUAGCAGAUUAACCAUACUCCCUAGCCAGAAGUUAACUACAUUGGCCGUUAGCUGGUCCCACUAAGCAUUUCGGUUAGAGGAUCUGUAAGUUAAUCUCUAUGAUUCUAGUGAAAACGAUCAAUUUUGCAAAAUUGAAAUAUUCAAAAACCAUUGUCACGGAAUUAACUCUCCAUAUACUGUAGUACUGGAGCAUGAUAUGGGUCUCUUGCACCAUCACUCUGUUGGGAUCCAUAAUUGUAAGCCAUGAAACCUAUAUUCUUGUCUUGUGUAUUUUAGAUACAGGUCGAUAUAUAUCCUCUCUCAAUUGUACCGUCAUAUUUGUCUUCUUCAUGUCGAAAAUAAUUGCAUCUGAGAACUAAUGUUCCACUCGAUCCAGAGUUGUCUUCUUCAUGUCGAAAACAAUUGCAUCCGAGAACUAAUGUUCCACUCGAUCCAGAGCCAAAAUACAGAUAGGAAAUGAAUAGGCAUAUUGGACAGAACUACCUAAUUCUGUACUGGACUAGUUUUUUGCGAUUAUGCCUAGUUGGAAUAUUUCAUUGUUCAUAAUAUGAAUGCCAUAGAAACUGAUGUAAAUCAUGGGGUUUCCAAAGAUAUUUUCAUCACCUGUCAAAGGAAGUGCUUUACAUCUUACCCCAAAUUUCUUCAUCUUCAAGGUUCCUUCUAAGCCUCGUUCUCUAGUAUAGUCAAAAGCCUCAACCGUAGGAUCUGAAAAAAAAAUUGUGAGAGAAAAUAGUAUAUCCUUUAGUCAUUUAUUUUCAGAACUUAGUUAGUACCAUACUAUGAUCCAAAUAGUGUCCUUGGCCAAUACUAAGACGGUUCUCGCUAUAUGCCAAUAUUACAUUUCAAUCUUGCAAAUGACUGUCUACAUGUUGGAGACGUUAAUGGGAAUGGAAAGUUAGAGAUACCAUUCAUUCGUUCUUCUUUUAAUAGUAGGCUUCUGUUGACUCAUUGAUUCUCUCUUUCGUAUGGAUGCCCUUGAGUAAUUUUUCUAGAUAAUUAAUGAUAUAAUCAGUCUAGUGAUUAGUUUAUAAGUUUUCCACAUAUAUAAUAGAAAUAAGGUGGUAAAUAUAUUUCAUCAUUUUUUCCAGGUAAAUGCACUGCUACACUCUCUUGAUAUUGAUGGUGAUGAACGAGUCAGGGGCCCUCUCCAUGGAACAAUGCCAGAGUUUGAAGAAUACUGGACUGAGUCACAGGCUUCUCGACCAGGGAUGACCCCUGGGGCAGAUUCAUGGAUUUCUGAAUUUAGUCAGCAUAGACAGGAGAAUGGUGAUCCUGAAGCAUGGGCUAAUUCAUUUGAGAAAAUUCAUGGUGCAAAUGGCUGGGCAUCUGAAUUUGAGCAGGUAAGAAUUCCGUGACAUGAAAACUUGACUAACCAGCUGCUAUGUAUCUAAGAGACAGUACAGUUUUAUCUUCUAUUUGUUGAACAGAGUAACCAUCCAUAAUUGAGGGCAUUUUUUUUCUUAAGAAAUGUGUUUCAAGUAUACUUUUAUCAGCUUUCCUCUUUCAAAUGAUUUGAUUUACAGGAUUUACAGCUAUCUAUUUGUUGGAUAAUAAACCUAUUUGAUAUAGGACGAUCUCUUUUGCGGAUGACCAGUGUAAAAUCACCAUAGAAGGGAUGGUUUAUAUCAACCUAGAAUAACCGUUUAUAUGCCUACAGGAGCAACUUCAAAUGACAUCAGUGGGGCAAAUGGACAGAGCACAAAUGUUAAAUAUUGAAGCAAUGGAGCAGACUCGUAUGUUGGCCCAUACUUUAGCCCAAAACAGUGAUCCAAAAAUUCAGGUUUGCUGAUCUCAACAGUCGCGUGUCAUUUGCAUAAAAAAUUUAAAUCUAAAAUUACUUGAUGUCACCUUCAGAAAAACAGCGUAUUAUAUUGCGAUAAAAUGGAAAAACGUAAGAAUUGGUUUAUUUCGUGUUUCGUUCAUGAACAUGGAUUCUGAGCAUUGUCGCCAUGCACUGGUUGCUGUAUUUUAUUAUGUUCUCCUGUAUGAGAUUCAAUGCUGAACACAAUUUUUCAGAAUGUACUAAUUUCCUGUAAGACGGGAGGACUACAUUAGAUGUUAUUAUGUUACUUUUUGUGUUAUCAGAUUUGACGUUUUCGCUGUUUAUUCUUUGCCAUUUUUCUGCUAAGUAUUCUGUUUUAAAGUUGAGAGUGCUCUUGGUGAAAAUGUGUAAACCUCAACUUUGCUGUAUCAUCUACCUCUCAGGACAGAUUUAUCUUAAAGUGAAAUGGAAUGUACAUACAUAUUUUCCACUAGUAAGUUCAUUCUUUCUAAUUUAUAAGAAGAAUAUUUUGAUUUUACAAGCUUGAAGGAACGUGGUGAUGAUGCGAAUGUGAUACUGUGGUAAUAAAAUAUGUGUUACCUAUUGUUUGGUAAUGUUUGUUUUUUAGAAAUAUUUAGUAGUUCAGCUCAUCAUUCUCUGCCGGACAUUUCAUUAUUGUUGCUGUACAAAUAUGCUUGUACCCCCCUGUUCUUCAUGUUACCUUUGUGAUACACUUCUAUGUCUCAUAGACGUGCUUUUAUUCUACCAUGACUUUAUUCUUUUGACCUGAUAGCUUAAGAAUAUCACUCUCUAAAAAGGCAUUCCCUUUGUUUGUUUGAAAAUUCUUCUGCCAUUUUACCUCAAUUAAGUAUGGUGAUGUAUGCUUGAAUUAACUUCCGGUCUAUCAGCACUUGAUUAUAUGAAAUUUCCUUCGUGUGAUAUAUGAUUCCGCUCUUCUUUAGAACAUAUUGACCAAUUUAUAUAGACAAACAACUUCCUUGUUAUAUAUUUUACUGGGUUUGUCUCAUCAGUCCAGUUCCUCAAUUUUUGGACAGCCGUCUUGGUGCCAUUCUUUCGAAAAGUUUAUCAAUCAUGUAGCCACUGUUGGUGAUAUCUCAAGUCAGAGACUUAUCUAAUUUUUGCUCUCUCGAUCGUAGUAACCGUGGUAUGCGAAAAAUGAUUAAUUCUGAUCUCAAACAUCCAUAACCUGUCCAACGGUAUAGUGGAUACCUAAUCCCCUCAUCAAAUUGUGAAAGGAGAGAAAGUAAACCAACUAGGAAAUUGAUUGUAGCAACUGGUUCGGGCGAUUGCCCAAAGAUUGGACCUUGAAGCCCCUGUCAGUCUGGAAAGUGUGCAUGCCGCCAGAGGAUAGAGGAAUUUGUAAUAAUCAUGCAAAACCAGAUUCUUAAGUGUUUUGGUUGAAUUGGUUAGCAGUUUCUAAACUGAGAGGACAUGCUACCAAUUACAAAAGUUGAUAUAAAUCACGUUGGAGGAAAACAGGGCAUGAAUACCUUCCAUUACUUUGUUUUCUAAAUGAACGUGCUUGCAAAGGUUAGUUAUCGGUAUGGGAUGCAUUUGAAAAUUAGUUAUCCAUAUGCAUAAAAUCAGAAAUCUCAAAGAUUUGAAAUUGGUACUAGUGAUAAUAAGGCAUUGAGAACCUCGGGAAGUAUACACAAAAUAUUCUCACCUUGAUUAGUUUGACAUUGUGUUGGUUGUCUUUCUCUCUUGGAAGGCUCUGUUGGAAGCCAUCCUCAGUAAAAGACUGAAGUUGGCAUACUGUGACUGAAUUAUGCAUUCCUAAGAAACAUUCUAAUUCAUGAAUGAUCUAAAAGCAACACAGAAUACUGAGAAGUAUCACGCCAAAUGGAUAAUUGAAAUUAGGCUGAAGUUUACAUCAUAUAGAAUGCAGACCUCAUCUUUCAGCUUAAGAAUCUAGUGCAAACAACUUUAAAAGCCAUUCUUAUUGGUAUCUAUUUCAUCGAUUAAUUUAAACAGGAAAAAAGACUCUGAAUGUGUCUUUUUCAUAAUUUCACGUAAAAUUAUGCUUACUUUUUUUGUAUAGGAUAAGAUUUUCGUCGCAAAUAGGAAUAUAUAUGUUUUUUAUGACUGAUUAUUAUGCCGAAAAUACUUUAAAAAGUCAUUUUUUAUCAGAAUCUCAAUGUUAAAUAAGUCCUCUAUUUGUGGUCAUGCCUUGCUUAGUAAGACAACACCCUGUCUAUCAUACUUUAUUCGUCCUAACCACUGUUGUUAGUCUGGGAUAUCAGAUCAUAUCUUUGAUGUUCUGAUCCUGUCUCUAUUCUGCUUUGCAAUGCCUUAUUAACUUAAGGGCAGGACAAUAGUGAACCACUGAUCCAUGUUGAUCCUGUCCAGCAUCUGGAUCGUUACGAGGGCCUUUUACCUAUAUCUUAUGUAACGACAUGAUCAUACUUCUUUUAUUGUUUUGCAGAACUCGAAGUUCCUUCAGUUUGUCUCAAAGAUGAGCCGUGGCGAGCUUAUUGUUGACGACAAUCAAAUCAAGCCAGCAAUAGGUUCCUCAGGUGAUUGGGCUGAGGAGUAUCAAACACAGUAUAAUGCAGGUCCUGACGCUUGGGCUAAUGAAUUUGCACGUGAAGAGGUUAGCAGUUUGUUAUUUUCAUGGUUGGGUGAAUAUUCUUUUAAUUAAGAUGGAUUUAGUAUUUGAUCUUUGAUUCUAUUUCAUCAUUACUCUAGGGGGGCAUCACAACAUAGGAGUUGGUUAUUUUAUGUUUCACUUUCUUUCAACUUGAUUGUGUAGUUGCUUCAGGAAAUAUUAUCAUAUUUAUCGUUUUAUGUCUCUACAGAUUAGAAAACUCUUAAAUCUUCAGAAUUUUGCUUCUCAAUUGCUUAAUUUUCCUUCUAGUUGUAUGUCCUUCCACUCUCAAGUUUAUGAUUAUUUUUCAGGUUUCACGUGGAGCAGAGACAUGGGUGAAUGAAUAUGCUAACGAGCAUCAAGAAACCGCGGACCAGUGGGUGAAGGACUUCUCAAGGUUAGAAGUUGACGACUGGGCAGAUGAAUUUGGGAAGCAGCUUGGUGAAGGAGUUAUGGGGGACAGAUCCACUGAGAACUGGGCUGAUUCAUAUGAUAGGUGAUGCAGUCAUUGGGUUUUGAGUGCAUGCUUUCUUUGAAUUUCAUUUAGAAUUUUUUACUUAUUAGGAAGGCAAUGGCACUGUUAUAUUUUUAACAGUCAGCCUUGACUUUAUGAUACCACAUGUAGAAUUUUAUGUGGGUGAAGACAGCCUUGACUUUAUGACACUACAUGUAGAAUUUUAUGUUUUUGCAUCUACUAUUCAGGUGUCUUAUGAUAUACAAAAAAAAUAAAAACUGUGGCGUUAGAUAUAUGUGUGUAUCUACACUAUCGUAAUGUGUGGAAAAAAGAAAAAGAGGUAAAAAUAUCAGUCAUUGGAAAUAGCAAAACUUGAUUGAUUGACACCCAUUUUUUAAUCCAUAAAAUACAUCGAAUUUAAAUUGGUAUUUUGUUCGAUUAUCCGAGAUACUGAUGGAUGUGCAGCCGUUGGAUCACACUCUGUGACUCUAAUACUUUGCUGUGAUAUGACUAAUAUUUUUGAAAUGUGUCUCUGUGGUUAUGAAGCUAUUACGGCGAUCGUGAUGGGAAGAAAUUACCGUAUGCAUGUUUGGUCAUCUUCUUCUGGAAAACUUAAUUGAACCCAUGUUUGGUCACUGCAAACUAGAUCAACAUGGCGCUGGGGGGAUGCUAACCAGAUAAACUCGUAGUCGAGAAGGGAACAUGGUUUUUAAAAUUUCUUUGACAUUCGAUAAUUAAUCCGUGUUCUCUCUUCCUUCAGUGUUAUUUCUAAACUUUGUUCCUAUGACAGCAAUGGGUUAAGGGUGUUUCAAUAAGGUUUCCAUAGAAUUUUCCUUCAGCAUUUCAUUUUCCAUGAGACAGGCAGAUACAUGUCCAUAAUUAACGUAUCCUCUUUUUUUACACUAAAAGCUUACUCGCAAAUGUUUGUUAUCUAUGUUACAAUAUGAUCUAUCUUCACCUUGCAAUUUUGUAUUCUCUAUUGCGCCUCUAAUGUUUGUCUGCCUUGAAUAGUUUCCUCGGUGAACAACAGAAAUCUGAUUCUUCAAAGGGAAUAUAUGUUUUUUCGGAUCUAAACCCUUAUGUUGGCCAUGCUGAUCCAAUGAAAGAAGGACAUGAGCUAUUUCGUAAAGGUCUUUUAAGCGAAGCAGUUCUUGCCUUAGAGGCAGAAGUUCUAAAGAAUCCAGAGAAUGCUGAAGCAUGGCGGCUGCUUGGAAUAACGCAUGCUGAAAAUGAUGAUGACCAACAGGUAUGCUAAAGUCAAUGCGUCUUUUUGUGUGCAGUUUAUUCUCCUUUCUCCUUUUUGUGGGCUUCUUUUCUUUUUUUUCUUUUUUUUUUAGAAUGGUAUAUCAGUUGAAAAUUUCCUUUGGUAGUGUCAUUUGCAUUUAAUACUAUCGCGGAUCAUAAUACAAAUGUAUUUCUUACACAAAGCGAAUUUUUCUUUGAGGGAUAAGAUCGCAUGUCAAUAAUAAGAUUACUUAAAAGCUUCACGUUGAUUACAUUGCCUUCGAAGUAGUCAUUUCUGUUAGCAAGUUAUUUUGGUAGUUUUGUUAUCAGGGCUUCUGCAAAAAUCUUAUUGCGACCUGACUAGCUAGUGGGGAGAGUUUAUGGUGUCUAUUGAGUGAUGUUCUGCAUUCUUUCCAUAUCUGUGGCACAAAUGGUACAGUUAAUGUUCCACAUUCAACUUGCCACUGUUGGAAGGUGUUUUGUUUUCAUGUAUGUAAAAAAAAUUCAGCUUGGAUAAAUAUUUUUCUCAGUCAAAGAGCUGAUUUUCUCGAGGAGAGGAAUCCUACUAUGGCUUAUACUCAUAGAAAGGCCUUGGUACUGCGCAAAACGAACAGAAUUAAAGCAAAAUGAAACAGCGAGAGGGUACCCAGAGUAGGAAAUUAAAAGCCUCAUUCGAUUUUACUAACCUUUUCUUUGAAUAGGAGACUUAGGACCAACACUGUGGCUUUGAGCUACCCCGUAAGAGCAGCUUUUCUGAUGUCCAUUUUUCUAAAUCAGGAAGCCUUAGUGGCCUCUCAAGAAUAAGUGGAGCUUCCUAUUUGUAUGGUGUUUCUGGUUCUACCGAUCUAUACUGGGAGGCGACCAAACUUCCAGUUCUCUCACAGUGAUAAGAUGGCAGACCUCAUCUCAUGAGGAAAAAAAUCUCACUAAGCGCAUGCAGGUGUGCACAAAGUUUGAUCUUCUUAAUGAGAAAGAGAAAACUGGCUGUAUGUAGGCAUGGGUUCUCUUCCCAAACUGGAUUAGUUGGUUUCAUGGAAUUGUAGUGCUUUCAUACACGGGGGCUUAUUAACAAAAGACCUUUUCUAAUUUUCAUAAAAAUGUGUACAUUUAGAAGCAUAUAAAGGAGCAUUUAGUGCUAAGGAUUGAUUUUGAAAGGACCAGUGAUUUCAUCCUCUGUAAAUAUUAUUGAAUUAGAGGCCACGCGUCUGCUUUAUUUUCCACUAUGUUCAAAGAUGGUCUAUUGGAUUCUUUUAGUGGCAGAUGUAUGUAUCAAGACAGCCCUUUAUUCCUGUACCUUGUGCUAUUGACGUUGGGAGCGAGGGAAUGUGGGUGAAGAAGAAACAAAGGGAUGGGACCCAAUUGAGAUUAUGGACUGAUUCUGGAGAAAACUAACCCUUGAUACUAGGCAGAUAUUAUUCUCCUUUACGUGACCUAUUGUACUUUAGGUCUUUAGAAUUUUGUCUUAUUUAACAAAAAAACAGAAUUAAGGAUUGAUCACGUCGAGUACAGUAGAGGAGAUUAAGAGGUGCAGAUGGAUGUAUAGAGUCAGAGGGCAGUAAUGAUUGGAUAGAAUGUUACAACUUCUCGAAAACCUAUCUAUCCAGCCUGCAUAUUUUGAGACAUGCAUGUUUGAUGACGUCAUUGGGAGGUCAUCCCCAGAGGAUAUUAGGUAGUCACAAAGAGUGAUUUCUUUCCAAUGCUUGAAAAUCCCCUAAGUAUUUCUUUUGAAGAUGACAGAAUAGGUUUAUAUAAUUCAAUAUGCAGUCUUGUGGUAGAGAAAGGCUAAGCUCCAUAAGUAAUAAUGACUCUGGGGUGAAGGAUGAUUUUUGGUCUACCUUAUUGAUACGAUCCUCUAUGGUAGGAUCGAAUCUGAGCAAGAAGUAGAGAUAAAAUACUUUGUACUGAACUCACGAACUCUCGCCAGUGACGAGAGUCAAAACGACGGGAAGGACAACCUUCCCGGAUACAGAGACAAAAAGGGAGAAGAAGACUAAAGUAGGGAACAAUGUUCGAGAGGGUUCCCCACCUCUCCAGAAUUCCAACUUUUGCCGUCCUAAACCCCAUCUUCUCAUGCUGUAUUUAUAAUCCCGCUCACCUGCUGCACACGUGCUCCUUUCUUAGGUCUUUUGUAGGUCAGUAGUGGGAUCGUAUCACUUAUCUCUGAGUGGUCGAUCUUGGUUCGUCUUAUAUCAUUUAUUGCUGCUUGGUGGACUGGGUAGUCUCUUUGAAAAAAUUCUGGAAGUAAACCAUUGGAUGGGAGGAAAGGUUUUGGAUACUUCACUAUUAUUCUGCACACUUUGUCUCACAUUUGUAGGACUUAAAUUUAAAACAGGCUAAGUAAUAGAUAUCUCUAUGAGGAGCAUCCACUAUCUUUGGAGCUUGGAGACAGUAGACGUAUGACAUUUAGUGGGAUAUGUGGUGUAAGGUUGUUCCUCCCUGUGGGACUGAAUUUGAGAGGCAUCAAAUGGAGCUUGGAAUGUAUGAGUACAUUUUUUUUCUUUCACAGAUUGUGGAUCUGUUGCGAGGAUCACUGAAGAUGAAGUAUUUAUGCAAUCCAUUAGACAAACAGUAUCUUUGAUUGUUGAUUUACUUAUAAUUUUCUCAUAAUCUUAAAUGGCUAUGUUUGCUGAACGACCUUUUAUGUUUUUCAGGCCAUUUCAUCUAUGCUGCGCGCACAAGAAGCGGAUCCAAGAAAUCUAGAAGUUCUACUUGCUCUUGGUGUUAGCCACACAAAUGGUUAGUAAUUGACCUUGUAAUUGAUGUUUUCAGUACAUUUUAUAUUUCCGUAAUUAUCACGGGCCUUCAGCUAUUGGGCAUCAUUUUUUUGUACAAGGAUAAAACUUAAGUGAUGCAGUGUCUGGAUUAACGAUUCUUGGGUAUGUAAAAAAUCUUUUGGUCAUAAAUGUGUAUUAUUUUUGUCUUUUGGCGGAAAAGGUGAAUUGUUGUAGAGAAUGCUGGUAGGCUUAUCUUGAUAUGUUAUGGCCAUUUUGAAAUUGCCUAUGUCUACAGAGUGAACGUACAACAUUUAUUGCAAGAACAAACUGAAAGUAAAAGAAAGACAAUUUUUUUUGCUCCUCUGGUUAUACAGGGACUGGACACUUAGUUUGCCAAAUCAGUAAACUCUAAUGGGAAUUCGAGUCUUCAGUCGGGGUGUGGGAAAACCUAAUUCCUAUGAAAAGGGAAAAGUAGAGAUUCGACUGGAUAGCAGCCAAUCACAUUUGGAUUGGCCAAUUCUAGUUUAGACGGUGUUGUCCAUGCCAUUCUGUUUGGCUGUUGAAGAUUUUUAGGGGAAAAUAGGACAGCAUUUUGCAGCAGGAGGGAGAGGAGGAAUUAAAGGAAAAAAAGCAGGAGAGCACACCUUUGUGUGUAGAGACCUGGCGAUGGUGUGCACACCUGGCGAUCGGUUAUAGGGUUGAAAACUGUAGAUUCUUCUCUGUAUAUUUUCUUUUAGAUUCUGGAAAGGUAAACAGAUCCCUUUGAUAAUUUAAAAAAAAAUUAUUUCUCCUUUAUUGCGCAAAAAAACUGGAAUGAUCCUCGGUACAUUGUUCAAGGAAUAAUGAAUCAUCUUAACAAAAGCUUUUUCUGGUCUAUGUCAUGUUUCUGGGCGGAUUCCAUUGUUUCAAGUCCCAUUGGCAUGCAUCUUGUUGUCAAUUAUUGCUUAAUGUAUUACAUAUCUGGUUAUGAUGCCGGUGAUACACUUCCACACCAGUUGUCCAAUAACCGAUAAUGCUACUAAGCAUUAUAUUUUGGUUGAAGAUUGAAUCAAACCCUGAUUGUUAAAUUCACGUGACUAGAGCAUCCUUUGAGAUUGUUUCAUUGUGGGCUUACUUGAUAGUAGUAUGUCAAUUUUUGCUUACUUGGUUACUUCUUUAUAAAAUUUCAGAAUUAGAACAGGCAUCUGCAUUGAAGUAUCUUCAUGGAUGGCUUCAAAAUCAUCCCAAAUACGGGAGUCUUACCUCUCCAGAGCAGAUGGAGUCGCUAUAUUAUGCUGAUGUAAGUUCUACACAAGUUUUUUCUUUCUUGUCACUCUAAUUUCUUGUUUUUUUGUCUCGCAUAUUGAGAUAGCAGCAGUAUUUGUGUGGGUACAAUAAAAGGGGAAGGGAAUCAAAGCCUUCGUAUGGGGAUAUGAUAAAAAAAAUAAUGAUAGAAUUCUGAGCGAUAUUUUCAUUUUAUAGAUUAUUGCUUCAGUGAUAGAUAUCAUCACUGGAGAUAGGGAAAAACGAUGCAGCAUUUGUUUUCCAUACACAAGUCCUAUGGUGUUCACAACUCGUCGUCCACAUGGGAAUUAGCCAAAUCGAUCUACUUGUGACACAAAUGAAGCCAAGGGGUUAGGAUUGACUGUGAAUUCUGCCAAGAAUGAGCCUCUGCAUUCAUCGUUUUCAAGUACUUGAGCCUAAAAUAUCAAUUCUCCGUGACUGUCUUGAGACAAUCUGUGUUGAUAUAAGGUUGGGUUUUUUAGAAGACUCAUGAGAACAAAUUAUGGUAAUAACAUAAUCAAGUUUGAUAAUACUUUUGAAAUAAAUAUAUAAGCAGAAAAUAGUUGUCACGUGGUUCAGAAAUCUGUUAAGCGUCCUAUGGAUGAAGCACCCAGCUAGCCAGGAUUACAUCUUAUAGUAAUGUAUCAAGUAUUUAAGAAGAGUUAUGUUGUGAAAGGGCUUGUGAAAAAAUAACUUAUUAAAUUAGAAAAUGAGAAUAUUAAGAUGAACUGAUCAGGCUUUGAGGAGGCUAUAGAAAAUGGCGACACUGGAUCACUGUAAGUUCCCAGACCAUUUGUGAGUAAAAGAGAGGACAUUUCGCAUAUUUUUAAUUAGAGUUUGAAGGAUUGUAUGAAAGAGAGGUCUUGGGAGGAAGAAAAUUUCACCAUUCGGGUAUAAAAAAAGUCAACAUCUGACAAAAAAUUGAUCAAAUUAGUGUAGGUCAACUUGGUCUGAAUGGGAUUUUGGAUUUUCUUUACACAACGAUUCUGAUUGGAAUUAGCUGACUCUAUUGAGGUUUGAUAGCAUGCUGAUUGAAUCAAAGCUGCGGAUCCCUAAAUGGGGAUCUUCAUUCCAUCAUCGUUUAAUGAAAACAUUUGAAAUUUUAUCUUAAUAUGGACACCUGAUCGUAUUUUAUCCUUAGAAUCCUUCAGCUUCUUGUAUCUUUCUCUUUAUUUUUGAGCCAAAACCAUCAGGGUGACUCGCAUUUUAAACUCUUUCUUGCCCUCUUAGCUUAUUAGAACUUUUUAUCUCACGAGCUAUUAAUAUUAUCAAGGGAGAAAUCAAAUUUUCUAUUUUUUUUUCCGGUCAUGUCAGUUUUAGAGUAUUGCACAUUUUUUCCGGUCAUGUCAGGAAUCUUAGACAGCCAUUUUCUCUGUCAGGUUGCCAGGUUAUUCAACGAAGCUGCACAGAUGUCACCAGACGAUGCUGAUAUCCACAUUGUUCUUGGAGUUCUCUACAAUCUCUCGAGGGAAUAUGAUAAAGCUAUUGCUUCCUUUAAAACGGCACUGAAACUCAAGCCGCGUGAUUAUUCUCUGUGGAACAAGCUCGGUGCAACUCAAGCAAACAGCGUCCAGAGUGCAGAUGCGAUUCUGGCAUAUCAACAGGUAUAAACAAAAGCUGAACUAUGUUGUUUAUGAUGAAUAAUUCAUGUACAUUAUUUAAUUCAUGAACUAAGCUGAACUAUGUUCACCCAGAAAUUCUCUCUGUGCUUUCAAUGCUUCUGCUUGCAUGCUGUUCUUCAAUUUUUCUCGAAAUCAUUGAAAUCCAUGGUGAUAUUCAUUCCGGUUUAUCAAUCGAAAGCGACCACUGUUGACCAUUAGAAAGGAAGCUUAAGGAGCUGAAUUAAUCAGAAUAAUAUUUUUUAUUUGAUUAUUCAACUUUUUGUUUGAAAAUGGUCCCAUAUUUAUAUUGAAUGGUUAUUAAUUGGUUUAAGUCCGUCGUUCUGCAUCUGUUGCCCACAGUGAAGCUGUUUUUUUUUUUUUUGUUGUUGUUGUUGUUGUUGGAAGAGUCCUUUCCAUACUUCUCCUACUUAUUAUAGCAAUCAAAUCCCACUCGCUCAUCCUUUCUCCUCCCAUAUAUGAUAGCUUGGACCUUCUUCUCAUUUCGCAGGCGCUGGAUCUGAAACCCAACUAUGUUCGAGCCUGGGCUAACAUGGGCAUCAGCUUUGCGAACCAGGUCCGCUGAUUCUUGUCAAAACCAUUAUUUUUAGCAUUCUUUUAACCUAAUAAUCUGAUCAUCUCUUGUUCUCGAUUAUUAGAUCGUUCAGUGGAGAUGAUUUUACCCAUUUCCCUGUUUUCUGAUGAAAAUUCCAUUUCACUCUGCAAAAAUAUGUGAUUAUUCAUCUACACUCAGCAAAAAAAAAAAAAAAAAAAAAGAUGAUUUGAUCUUGCCGGAAUUAAUAUGCUUCUUGAGCCAUUUUCCCCAUUAAUUUCUCUCUCCAGGGAUUAUACGAGGAAUCCAUCAGGUACUACGUGAAGGCCCUCGCCAUGAAUCCCAAGGCAGACAACGCCUGGCAGUAUCUCAGAAUAUCUCUCAGGUCCGAAGAACCCUAAUCCCCUGAUCCUUCCCCUCCAUCGCAUGAAGAACAGUAGAACAACAUCUCAUCCUCUCCUCUUUCUCUCUCCUGCAGCUGCGCAUCCAGGAACGACAUGUUCGACGCCUGCGACUCCCGCAAUCUCGAUCUCCUCCAGAAGGAAUUCCCUCUUUGA
Spirodela intermedia is the source of this 15514-nucleotide messenger RNA. The record is from the annotation of a GenBank genome assembly. Lineage: Eukaryota; Viridiplantae; Streptophyta; Magnoliopsida; Alismatales; Araceae.